Mya arenaria is the source of this 2549-nucleotide messenger RNA. Its product is annotated as GTP-binding protein SAR1b-like. The record is from RefSeq and is a predicted model, not a curated record. The coding region runs from base 93 to 674 and encodes 193 amino acids. Gene Ontology annotation, biological process: endoplasmic reticulum to Golgi vesicle-mediated transport; intracellular protein transport; vesicle organization. NCBI's taxonomy places the organism in Eukaryota, Metazoa, Mollusca, Bivalvia, Myida, Myidae. Gene Ontology annotation, cellular component: endoplasmic reticulum exit site; COPII vesicle coat. The transcript has 7 exons. Gene Ontology annotation, molecular function: GTPase activity; GTP binding.
GCCAAUCACAUGCGUCCUAACAAAUAUUUACCUUUGGAAACUUCCAUGUUGUUUCGUGUCAAAAAAGAAGUCGAAAACACAUAGACCUGAAAAUGUUUCUUUUGGACUGGCUAACUGGCGUCCUGAACUAUUUAGGGCUCUACAAAAAAUCGGGAAAGCUGGUGUUCCUGGGCUUGGAUAAUGCUGGAAAGACCACACUGCUUCACAUGCUGAAAGAUGACAGAAUGGCCCAGCAUGUCCCAACAUUGCAUCCAACCUCGGAAGAGUUGUCAAUGGGCGGGAUGAGAUUCACCACCUUUGACCUUGGUGGCCAUCAGCAGGCGAGAAGAGUUUGGAAAGAUUAUUUCCCAGCAGUGGAUGGUAUAGUAUUUCUCGUAGAUGUGAAUGACAGAGGGCGUUUUGGGGAAGCAAAGGCAGAGUUAGAUAGUUUGCUGACAGAUGAGCAGGUGGCCAACGCCCCUGUGCUAGUUCUGGGUAACAAGAUUGACAUCCCCGGUGCAGCCAGUGAAGACGAGAUCAGGGGUAUAUUCGGGCUCCAUGGACAGACAACUGGCAGAGGUACAGUGUCUAGAAAUGACCUUCCUGGUCGGCCAAUGGAACUGUUUAUGUGCAGUGUUUUAAAACGUCAGGGUUAUGGGGAGGGAUUUCGGUGGCUAGCACAAUACAUCAACUGAUUGACUGCCUGUAUAUUGUAUAGAAUUAAAUUUGAAAUUCUGACAUUAUGGAUAUAAUCAAUAUAAGCCGGGCGGAUUGAGUGUCACAACAGAACCAUCAACAUGUGGAUCACCUCGCCAUUGCGAUUAUUUCAUUAUUUCUAUGAUAUAUAUGUAUUUAACAUGUAUGUAUACCAAUUUUUCAUUAAAAAACAAAGAACCCUACAUCUUUCUUGCAUUCAAUUUUUGAAAUAAAGUGAAUUUUUUCUCAAUUUACUGGGUUAAGGGUUUUGGGUAUGGGUAUUUCACAUCUGAAUAAAGAAUAUAGUUGCAUUAUUUUGUUAUUACAUGAUAAAAUAAUUUCUGCACACAUUUAAAUUAAUCCACAUAGCGUUGAAUUGUUAAAGUUUCAUCAACUCGUUAUAUAAUGUAUGCACAUAGCAUCUUACAGGGCAAAACUUCACUGUCUGAAAUAAUUUUGUUUUAUGAAUGACAAAGAAAAUAGAUUCAAACUAUAAAUAAGACAUUUUAAUAAGUUAAUUAAAGCCAGUCAGUUUCAAGUUGGUAAGUUGAAGCCAUUUCUUAUUUCUAAGCAAAAGUAAAGAAAAUAUUUUGAAAUUAAUCUUUACCCUUGAAUAUUUUGUUAAAACCUGCACAAAAGGUAAAUAAUACAUUUUAAUAGGGAAUAAAACACUUAGUCUGCUGAAAUGUGCUGGGAAAAAAUUGUUCUGUCACAUGCAUUAUUAUGUUGACAUUAAAUAUCAUACACCAUAGUAUGACUUUAAAAGUGAUAUUGUACUAGAAGGCUUAUAUUUCCAUGUUCAUGUAUUUUUGUAUGAUAUGUUUGUUGUGACCUGCAUGUAUUUCGUCAGUGUGAAAGUACCUGCACCAUUUUUUUUUAGUUUGAAAUUAGUGAACAGUUUUGUAUAGCUUUUGUCAAAAGUAUAAUUCAGAAUCUGAUUUUCUUAACAUGGUAGGUUACAGUGAUCCUUAUUCAUUUCUGUCAAAACAUGAUAAUCACUACCUUAUAAUUACUACCUUAUAAUUCUGUUCAUUGGAGCAACACGAUAAAUGCCGUUUUAUGUUUAUUUGUGUUGCCUCUAUGAAAUCCUGAUAGAGUGUGUUCUUGUAAAAUCUUUCAUUAUGCAUCUUGUACAUAAGAUAUAUGAUAUUACUAUUGUAGAAAUUCUCUUGAAGCUUAGAUUUCAUACCUGUCCUUGUCGAAAAUGUCAAACAACUGAAUGUGUACAGUGCUGUUUUGAAGUAGCAAUUUCAGUGCUUUACAAUGUCCUGUUCAGUUCUACUCUUCUUGCUUUUUUUAUGAGUUUACAAUGGUAGAUUGUAUAAAAUGGUAUGAGAGCUUGAAAAGAUGAGCUUGUGAAUGUGUGUUUACCAUCAGAUUUUGAUGUCGAUACUAGUUAGACCUGGCUUUCAAUUCUGUUAAAUGUGUGUGUAAUACACCUGUAAGCGUUUUUUGCAUAUUGUAGAUAUCUGUCUGUAUGCUAGAAUCUUAUAAAUAUUUGUGUCAAGUCUUCUAUACUGUCGGAAUGAUGCAGACUAUAUAUUCCGUCAGAGUGAUUUAUUUUUAACUCUUGUGUGCACUUGCCCUUUUUGUAAAACUAUCUUCCACAUGGGUUGUUUACUUCAGACAGAUUUGCAAGAUUGUCUGUAUUGUGUUAAAAAUUCCCUGCAAAUUGUUUGUCUUAACUACUUUAAAACGUUUAAUACUUAGUACAUUGUUAUUUGUAUCAACUCUUGAUGAAAAAUGGAUUCUUUGUCUUUGUUAGCAAUAUUGUGAAAUUCUGUUUAUACUGAUUGGCUCUGCAUAUUCUUAAACUAUUAUUUAAUGUGAAUAAUGAUUUAAAAAACUGUAUUGACUAAUAAAUGUGAAUUUUU